Molecule: messenger RNA, 1860 nt
Organism: Arachis duranensis
Lineage: Eukaryota; Viridiplantae; Streptophyta; Magnoliopsida; Fabales; Fabaceae
Exons: 4
Coding region: 59-1669 (536 amino acids)
Source: RefSeq, a predicted model, not a curated record
AAAUUAUCCACACUCUUCAUCUUCACUAAAGUCUCUGCUCCUUUGUUUCAUUUGAGUGAUGACUAACUCAAAAGCCUGUUUUUCUUUUGUUCUUAUUUUUGCAUUCUUCGUCUCUUCUCAUCAUGUCUUAGCUCGUGAAUUUCCCAAUGAUAAUGUGGAAGUUGAUGACUUAAAAGGUUCAACAAACAACAACAUUCUAUGGACUAUUCCAUUAACACCAACUAAAACUGAAGAGGAUCAUUAUACUACUCCUUCAGUUGGAUACUAUUCUAGAAACCCUCAUCAGGGUAAUGAUCCUGUUCUUCCUAUGUUAUUCUUUAGAAGAAACAAAAAUAAGAAACCACCAGAGACUGGUACACAUACUCCACCAAAACCACAACCAGAACAACACAUUCAUAACCCAAAUACCCAUCCACAUAAUCCACAUCCAUAUUAUCCAAAUGAUCCACCCACACAUCCAUAUUAUCCAGAUGAUCCACCCACUAAUUAUCAACGACCAAAUCCAUUAAUGGGUGUUAUACCUCUUUUGGAACCAUUAAUACGUGGUCAAAAUGGAGAAGGUCCAGAAUCAGAGAAAGUUGAUCCAGAAUCAAAGAAGAUUCCUCCACCAGAUGAUGGAGAAGAAGACUCAAUGGAUAAUACUGCUCAUCAUUCCAUUGGUUACAAUCCAUAUAGCAGUUAUCAAUACCAAUCCUCAGGUUUUCAAAAUAUUGGAAAGAGACUUUCAGCAUAUAAUAUGGAAGAGGUUGAUGAGUUAAAAGGCUCAAACAACAACCUUGAAUGGACUAUUCCAUUAAAACCAACUAAAAUUGAAAAGGAUCAUUAUACUAAUCCUUCAAUUGGAAACUAUCAUAGGGACUCGUAUCGGAGUAACACUCUUAUUCUUCCUAUGUUACGAAAAAAAAGAAGACGUAUAAGACGGAAACCUGAUCCACCUCAAGGUACCAAUACUAAUCCAAAAAAUGGUUCACAAUCACAUGAUCCACCUCAUGAUCCCACUCAUGGUCCACCUCAUGAUCCCCUUCAGGGUCCACCUCAAGGUCAACCUCAUGAUCCACCUCAUGGUCCAUAUCAUGAUCCACCUCAUGGUCCAAAUUCUGGUCCAUAUAAUCCAUAUAAUGAUCCAAAUACUGGUCGAUAUAAUCCAUAUAAUGGUCCAGAUUAUUAUGGAGACGGAUCAGGGAUGGAUUAUCCGAGUGAUCCAUCUACUAUAUCGCAAAUAUGGAACAUGUUUAAGAAUUGGGGUAAGAGAUUUACGGAUUGGUAUAAUUCAAAUCCAAAUAAUCAUCCAGAUGAAGAGAGUCCUCCAGUUGAAGACGAGCCCUCAUCAGAUCGUCCUCAUUCUUCAAUUGGUUACAAUCCUUAUAGGAGUUACCAAUAUUAUGUUCUGUCUGCACUACCCCAAACUCCAAGCAACAAUUACUAUACUCUUCCCUUCAGCUACAAUCCAAAUCACUACUUACAAUGGAAUCAUCAUCAUGUGUCACCGAAAAUCUUAAAUGCUGGUUACUCUGCUAAUUUUGCUGCCUAUCAACCCUCACCUUUUCAACAUUUUGAAGCAGAGAACUACAAAGAUGGAAAUGUAGCCUGGAAUCACAAAAUGAAGAGCCCUUCAGAAAUUGGCUGGAGCACAAAUUAUGGAGAUAAUGAAAAGGAACGAAUGAACUAAUUUCGACUCUGAGUCAGCUAUGGCAAAUACAUAAAUAGAAUAUAUUAUGGUAGUGCUGUGUCAUACUACUUAUCCUAAACAUACUAAAUAAUACUUUGCGCAACGUUGGUCUUUAGCUAUCAUGUGCCAUAUGUUGCAAAGCUGGGUUUGUUGUUAGUGUUUUAUAUGAAAUAUGUACUGUUAAUGAUUUU